Molecule: messenger RNA, 1527 nt
Organism: Capronia epimyces CBS 606.96
Lineage: Eukaryota; Fungi; Ascomycota; Eurotiomycetes; Chaetothyriales; Herpotrichiellaceae
Exons: 1
Coding region: 1-1527 (508 amino acids)
Biological process (GO): nucleotide-excision repair
Cellular component (GO): transcription factor TFIIH holo complex; transcription factor TFIIH core complex
Molecular function (GO): ATPase activator activity; double-stranded DNA binding
Source: RefSeq, a predicted model, not a curated record
AUGGCCGACACCACGCUCCACUCCUGGGAAUACCUGGAGACUCUUCCAGGGACGCAGUUCUACCGGCUCUACCGAAGCCCGGCGUCUGCGCUAGCGAUCUUCCGCAAACGGCUGACCAGCCUCGCCAAGUCGUUUGUCAUGAUGCUUCUGUACAUGCCUGCCCCUCUACCCGUGAAGCAGCUGGAGCUCUUGGUCAAAGACAGCAGUCGUGGAGAGCGUGAAUAUGCCAUCGACCUGCUCCACCGGUACCAUAUCUUCAAGGAUGUGACCUACAGCGGUGUGAAAGCGUACGCGCUGACUCCGGACUUUGCCAGAUCACUGCGUCGCGCCUUGACCGGCGCAGGCGACACACGGUCGUUCGGGAAGGUGGCCACCCACGUGCCCGGCGAUCAGAAGGGAACAAUCACGCAGCUCGACGAGUACGCUCAGCAACGAUGGGAGGGCAUCUUGGGAUACAUGGUUGGAUCUUCAUCUAUACUCUUGGAAACACCGAGUACGGAACGCCAGGCGGCCAUGCAGCCGUCGCUGGGUGUCAUCGAACUGCUCAAAGCUGGCCACCUGAUCGAGCUCUCGGGCACCUAUAGUCGAGGGCAGUCAGCCAAGAUCACCAAAGAAGGAUUUGCCUUUGUGCUGCAGGACAUCAACACCCAGAUCUGGGCCCUGCUGUUCUUGUACGUCGAUAAUGCCGAGGUUUUUGAGAUGGACAAGGUCGACGUCUUGUCCUUCCUGUUCUUUAUCUCUUCGCUCGAAUUGGGCCUGGCCUAUUCCACAACGCCCCUCGACGACACCCAGCAGCGAUGUCUGUCCGACCUGGUCGCCUUUGGCAUCGUCUAUCAACCGAUGCGGGACGACGGCACGCCCGUCGACUACUUCUACCCGACGCGGCUGGCCACCACGUUAACGUCCGACUCGAGCACGGCUCUCUCCACGACAAACACGACCAUCGGCACCUCGCUUUCGACAUCAUCAUCAUCAUCGCCAACAUCAGCAAACACCGGCGCCACCAAAGGCUUCAUCGUCGUCGAAACGAACUAUCGGCUAUACGCAUACACUUCGUCGCCAUUGCAGAUCGCGCUGCUGUCGCUGUUCGUCAAUCUGCGGUCCCGCCAUCCGAACCUGGUCACGGGCAAGAUGAGCAAAUCCUCCGUGCAGCGGGCCAUCCGUGCCGGCAUCACGGCUGACCAGAUCAUCUCCUACCUUACCUCCCAUGCUCAUCCACAGAUGCGCCGCCAUGCGCAAGCCGAACAAUCCCGCAACUCCGACCACGCACGCGUCGUCCCCAUCUUACCUGCCACCAUUCUGGACCAGAUCCACCUGUGGCAAUUGGAACGUGACAGAAUGACCACGACCCCGGGCUUUCUGCUGAAAGACUUCCCCAACCAUGCCGACUACGAGGCCCCCUGCCGCUAUGCGGACGAGAUUGGUGUGUUGGUGUGGAAGAACGACAAGAAACGCAUGUUCUUUGUCAACCGCAUCGAGGGUGUCCGGGCUUUCAUGGCGGAACGGCGGGCUAACGCUCAGGCAUGA